Messenger RNA from Cercospora beticola, 1689 nucleotides. Its product is annotated as allantoate permease family MFS transporter. Lineage: Eukaryota; Fungi; Ascomycota; Dothideomycetes; Mycosphaerellales; Mycosphaerellaceae. The record is from RefSeq and is a predicted model, not a curated record. Gene Ontology annotation, biological process: transmembrane transport. Gene Ontology annotation, cellular component: membrane. Gene Ontology annotation, molecular function: transmembrane transporter activity.
GCUCCAUGGCGGAUGGUGAGGGUCCGGGGUAGCUCUCUGAAGCCUAAGAUGUGAUCCGUGAACACACGAGCCUGCAAACGGGAUUUCCUCCAAACGCGUAUAAAGCAUAUGCCCCGAUCGACCCCCGCGCGCUCGUCUUUCCUGCUGCUGUAUACCAAGAGAAUCAUGUUGCACGCCAAGCCCGGGUACAUCAAAGAGAAGGAGAUUUCCAAUGGCAGCACGCCAUCCGCCGAAAGCUUCCAGCUGAAGCCUCUGGGUCAGAAUCCCCUCGAUGGCCCAGAUGGCGACAUAUCCGAGGCCGAGAGGGUAGCAUUGGACAAACAUGUCUUGAGGAAGAUCGACGCAUGGAUCAUGCCAUGGUUCUGCCUCAUGUACCUGCUCUGCUUCCUCGACAGAACGAACAUUGGCAAUGCUAGGCUCACGGGAAUGGAGAAAGAUCUGGGAAUGGAAGGGCGUGAUUACAACACCGCAUUGACCGUCUUCUUCAUCGCAUACGCCGGCGCUGAACCCUUCACCAAUCUGCUCAUGAAGAAAGUUGGACCUCGGAUAUUCUUCACUUCGAUCGUAACAAGCUGGGGACUGUGUAUGAUGUGUACUGGAUUUGUCACUAGCUAUCAUGGGCUACUCGCGGCCAGAUGGUUCCUCGGCAUCACAGAAGCUGGACUUUACCCCGGUGUGCAAUAUUACCUGUCCUGCUGGUACAGGCGCUCUGAACUUGGUGUGAGACUGGCAACAUUCUUCGCGAUGGCAGCGCUUGCAGGAUCCUUUGGAGGCCUCUUAGCCGCAGCAAUAGCGAAUAUGCAUGGUAUAGGCGGCAAGCCUGGCUGGGCAUGGAUCUUCAUCCUCGAGGGUCUCGCAACUAUCGUCGCUGGUAUAUUUUGCUGGUGGAUGGUCUUCGACUGGCCUGCAACUGCUCGCUUCCUAACCCAUGAUGAGCGCCUUCGUGUUCGAUAUCGUCUUGCCUCUGACAACCAGGCCGGAUCCGGAGAACAAUUCGACAGACGCCACAUCUAUGCUGCUCUUCGAGACUGGAAGACAUGGGCACACUCUCUUCUAAACAUGGGCACAUUCAUGCCACUAUACGCCUUCAGUCUGUUCUUACCAACCAUUGUAGCAGGCAUGGGCUACGAAGGCACCCAUGCUCAGCUGUUGACCGUCCCUCCAUAUGCCGUGGCGGCAUGUCUGACCAUCUUCGUUGGUUGGCUGGCUGACCGAACAAAACAACGUGGCUUUUGUACCUUGGGAAUUUCUUGCCUCGCUGUCGCCGGUUUCAGCAUGCUCCUCGCAAGUGGCAAACCUCAUGUCCAGUAUGCGGCAACCUUCCUCGGCGCCAUGGGCAUCUAUCCUGCCCUGCCGAACAACAUCACUUGGGCCGCGAACAACACCGAAGGCACGUACAAACGAGGUGUCUUGAUUGGCAUCAUCGUCGGCAUGGGCAACAUCAAUGGCAUCGUGUCCUGCAAUAUUUACAUGAAAUCCGAGAAGCCUCGAUACCGGACUGGACACGCAGUCAUCAUUGCCUAUGUUGUAAUCUGCGAGCUUGUAGUAGCUUCCCUAACUCGCGCUAAGCUGGCACGAGAGAACAAGAAGCGGAGGUCUGGAGAAAGAGACAAUAUGCUCGAUGGCAUGACGGCGGAUCAGAUCGUUGUGCAAGGGGACAAGCGGCCUGACUUCAUCUAUACGCUGUGA